CAACCCUCCUGGUAACAACUGUUUGUUGGUGUGAGUGUAAAGAUCUACAGUUUGAAGAUGGGUGGAACCAACAUGUGGUGAAGUGCGAGAGCUGACAGGCCUCGUUCACUGCAGAGACACAUGUUGUUGAGAUCAGAGCUCAAACUAGUUUCAGUUCUGAGGAAGUGAAACUCAGACAGUCAUUGUCACCGAGAGCUGAAAUGGCGCAGAAAGGAGAUCAGCUGGACCGGGAGACUUUCUCUUGUUCCAUCUGUCUGGAUCUACUGAAGGAUCCAGUGGCUAUUCCCUGUGGACACAGCUACUGCAUGAACUGUAUUAAAAGCUUUUGGGAUGAAGAGGAUGAGAAGAGAAUCCACAGCUGCCCUCAGUGUAGGCAGACCUUCACACCGAGGCCUGUCCUGGUGAAAAACACCAUGUUAGCAGCUUUAGUGGAGCAGCUGAAGAAGACUGGACUCCAAUCUGCUGCUGCUGAUCACUGCUAUGCUGGACCUGAAGACGUGGCCUGUGAUGUCUGCACUGGGAGGAAACUGAAAGCUGUAAAAUCCUGUCUGGUUUGUCUGGCCUCUUACUGUGAGAAUCACCUGCAGCCUCAUUAUGAAGCAGCUCCAUUAAAGAAACACAAGCUGGUGGAGCCCUCCGAGAAGCUCCAGGAGAACAUCUGCUCUCGUCACGAUGAGGUGAUGAAGAUGUUCUGCCGCACCGAUCAGCAGUGUAUCUGUUAUCUCUGCUCUGUGGAGGAACAUAAAGGCCACGACACAGUCUCAGCUGCAGCAGAAAGGACUGAGAGGCAGAGAGAGCUCCAGCUGAGUCGGCAACAGAUCCAGCAGAGAAUCCAGGACAGAGAGAAAGAUAUGAAGCUGCUUCGACAGGAGGUGGAGGCUAUCGACGGCUCUGCUGAUGAAGCGGUGGAGGACAGUGAGAAGACCUUCACCGAGCUGAUCCGUCUCAUGGAGAAAAGACGCUCUGAUGUGAAGCAGCAGAUCAGAUCCCAGCAGGAAACUGAAGCCGGUCGAGUCAAAGAGCUUCAGGAGAAGCUGCAGCAGGAGAUCGCUGAGCUGAAGAGGAAAGACGCUGAGCUGAAGCAGCUCUCACACACAGAGGAUCACAGCCACUUUCUACGCAACUACCCCUCACUGUCACGACUCAGUGACUCUACAGACUCGUCCAGUAUCAAUAUCUUUCCUCAAAGAUACUUUGAGGACGUGACAGCAGCUGUGUCACAGCUCAGAGAGAAACUACAGGACGUUCUGACAGAGACAUGGACAAACAUCUCACUGACAGUGACUGAAGUGGAUGUUUUACUGUCACAACCAGAGCCCAAGACCAGAGCUGACUUCUUAAAAUAUUCACAGGAAAUCACACUGGAUCCGAACACAGCUUUCACACGUCUGUUAUUAUCUGAGGGAAACAGAAAAGUUAAAUUUACAUUCAAACAACAGUCUUAUCCUCGUCAUCCAGACAGAUUCACAACAUAUUGUCAGGUCCUUAGUAGAGAGAGUCUGACUGGACGUUGUUACUGGGAGGUGGAGAGGAGAGGAGGAGUUUGUGUAUCAGUCUCAUACAAGAAUAUCAGCAGAGCAGGGGAGGAAAGUUUAUUUGGAAACAAUUCCAAAUCGUGGGCAUUAUAUUGUGAUCAAAACACUUUUUCAUUUAGGUUCAACAACAUCAAAACUCCAGUCUCAGGUCCUCGGCCCUCCAGAGUAGGAGUGUACCUGGAUCACACAGCAGGUGUUCUGUCCUUCUACAGCGUCUCUGAAACCAUGACUCUCCUCCACAGAGUCCAGACCACAUUCACUCAGCCUCUCUAUGCUGGACUCUGUCUUUACUGGGUUGAUGGAACCACAGCAGAGUUGUGUAAAGUGAAAUAGACAGGAGUGAGUUAAAAUGUGUAUUUUAGCCUCUCAGUGUAUUUAGUGUCUUUGUGUUUGUCGCUGAGAGUCAUUGUCAGCACUUUGACCUCUUCUCAUUUCUUGUGGUGUUGAUGUAGGAGUGACUUUAGGCCGAGCUGGAGCCAUGGAGGAAAUCACUGCUCAUGAUGAUGUUAGUUUCUCCUGAACUCACAUUUCUCCGCAUGAGAACACAAACUUCUCUGAGCUCUGAGUGUUUGUUGGAUAUUUGUGUUGAUGUGUUUUUAUGUGUUACGUUUUAUGUGUCAGCGUUUUAUGUGUUACGAAAGGAUUACAAAAUGCCUGUAAAAAGAAAAAUACACUAUAUAGAGAAUUCAUAAAACUAAGGACUAAAGAGGCAGAAAAGAAAUAUAAAAACUAUAAAAAUAAGUUAACCAAUAUUAUAAGGGUAUGUAGGAGAGAAUACUAUACUAAAAUAUUAUAUUAUAACAAAAGCAAUAUUAAAGGAAUAUGGGACAUAUUAAAUAGUAUUAUUAAAAAUAGUCCUAAACAACAGAGCUACCCUCAAUAUUUUAUCGAUAAUAAUAUUAAAAAGGACAAUAUGGAUGAUGUGGUCAAUAGCUUUAAUCAUUUUUUUGUAAAUGUUGGACCAAACCUGGCAAAAAAAAUUCCAGAUCCAUUGUUAUCUGAGGAUUGGAAUGAUAACCUCAUAGUGAGAAAUCCCAGUUCAAUGUUCCUUACAGCAGUGGAAGAAAAAGAAAUAAUAGAUAUAGUAAAUAAAUGUAAAUACAAAACAUCUACUGAUCUGAAUGAAAUUGAUAUGAAAGUUGUAAAAAAGGUCAUUGAGGGGAUUUCUGAACCACUUACAUACAUCUGUAACUUAUCAUUCCAAACUGGAAAAUUUCCUAACAACAUGAAAAUAGCUAAAGUUGUGCCGCUGUAUAAAACUGGGGAUAGACACCACUUCACAAAUUACAGGCCAGUUUCUUUACUUCCUCAAUUCUCCAAAAUUCUAGAAAAACUAUUCAAUAACAGAUUAGACAAAUUCAUAAACAAACAUAAAUUACUUUCUGACAGUCAAUACGGAUUUAGAGCAAACAGCUCAACAUCACUGGCAUUAACAGAAUCAAUUGAGGAGAUCACAAACGCUAUAGAUCACAAACUGCAUUCAGUUGGAGUAUUCAUAGAUCUCAAAAAAGCUUUUGAUACAAUUAAUCAUAACAUAUUAUUCAAUAAACUUGAACGGUACGGGAUCAGGGGGUUAGUAUUGCACUGGGUGAGAAGUUAUUUAAGUAACAAAACAAUUUGUGAAGUUGGGGGAACAUUCAUCGUCAUGCUUGGACAUUGCUUGUGGCGUCCCACAGGGGUCAGUAUUAGGUCCAAUAUUAUUUAUACUUUACAUAAACGACAUAUGCAAAGUUUCAAGAACACUAAAAUUAGUGUUAUUUGCAGAUGACACUAGUAUUUUUUGUUGUGGGGGGGAUUUACAUGAACUACUGGGGAGGAUCACCACUGAAAUGUGCAAACUGAAAAUGUGGUUUGACAGAAACAAAUUAUCGUUAAACUUAAGUAAAACUAAAUUCAUGUUAUUCGGUAAUUGCAAUAAGAAUACACUAGUACAGUUACAAAUAGAUGGGGUGGACGUUGAAAGAGUAUAUGAAAACAAGUUUCUUGGGGUAACAAUUGAUGAUAAAAUAAACUGGAAGUCUCAUAUAAAACAUGUACAAAGCAAACUGUCAAGAAGCAUUUCAGUUCUGAGCAAAGCAAAACACAUUCUGGACCACAAAUCACUCCACAUUCUCUACUGUUCACUGAUUUUACCAUAUUUACAAUACUGUGCAGAGGUUUGGGGCAAUACUUAUAAAUGUGCAAUACAAUCUCUAUCCAUACUGCAGAAAAGAGCCAUAAGAAUAAUUCAUAAUACCGGUUAUAGAGAUCACACAAAUUCACUAUUCUUAAAAUCAAAAACAUUAAAAUUCACUGACCUGGUUAAUUUCCAAACAGCACAAAUUAUGUACAAAGCAAUAAACAAUCUACUUCCUGGAAAUAUUCAAAAAUUGUUUUUUCACAGAGUUGGGGGUUAUAAUCUGAGGGGUGAGUUCAACUUAAAACAUCAGCGGGCACGUACAACACUAAAAAGUUUUUGUCUGUCAGUUUGUGGAGUGAGGCUGUGGAACAGACUGGGUGUGGAGCUCAGGCAAUGUCCAAGCAUGAUCCAGUUUAAAAAGUGGUACAAACACAUGGUUUUCACGAGGUACAGGGAGGAAGAAGGGCUUUAAUAAUCGGGUGUUUUCAUAAAUGAUAAAUGAUUUAUGUAUUUGUUUAUUUAAUCUAUUUAUUUUCUUCUACUUUAUGUAAAUAUAUAUGUUUGGGAAGAAAGACUGAUAAUUGAGUAGUGGAGAAGGGGUAGGUUUAAAUAAGCAUAUGCUUCAUCCUACUCCUUUUCGGACAUGUUGGGUUAACAUUAUUAUUUUUGUUUUGAUUAUUGUUAUUGGAUUUGUUUGUUUUUCAUUUUACUUUGUGUGUUACUCGCACAUGUUCGAAAUAAACUAACUAAAUUAAACUAAACUAUGUUGUUGUUUGGUCCUGAACAGAGAAAUCACCAGACCUUCCUUUAUCACAGAUGUUUUGUUCUCACUGUGUAAAGACAGAAAUCUAUAAUUACAUUUACAUUGAUGUGUUUGUCAGAACAAAUGUUGUUGUUGUUCAAAUCCACUCACAAUAAGGUCUAUGAAGUUUAAUCAAAGUGUCAUUAUCAUGAUAAUAAUCAACGAGGAGAUGAUUCAUUAUUUUCUUUUCCAUCUCUGAGAUUCAUGUGAAACAAACUGAUUGUGUGGAUGAAGUGAAUCUGUUCAUGAAAUCACUGAACAAGAGUCAUUGAACAGACUUUACUGAUUCAGUGUGUGAACAAACUGAAGCUUCACGUCAUGAAUAAAGUUGAUUUUCAUCAACAAUCAAUCAAA
This is a messenger RNA of Seriola aureovittata, 4810 nucleotides long. Its product is annotated as tripartite motif-containing protein 16-like. The record is from RefSeq and is a predicted model, not a curated record. Gene Ontology annotation, molecular function: protein binding; zinc ion binding. The coding region runs from base 201 to 1868 and encodes 555 amino acids. Lineage: Eukaryota; Metazoa; Chordata; Actinopteri; Carangiformes; Carangidae. The transcript has 2 exons.